Messenger RNA from Mauremys mutica (yellowpond turtle), 3327 nucleotides. RefSeq names its product gap junction protein gamma 2 (gene GJC2). Gene Ontology annotation, biological process: cell communication. Lineage: Eukaryota; Metazoa; Chordata; Testudines; Geoemydidae. The transcript has 5 exons. The record is from RefSeq and is a predicted model, not a curated record. Gene Ontology annotation, cellular component: connexin complex. Bases 694 to 1947 code for a protein of 417 amino acids.
GGCCCAGCUGCACCUGUGCCAGAUUUGGCCUGCCUGCCUCCCCAGCUGGAGGCAAUGGGGGACAGCAGCGGAGAAGGCCUCAGGCAACCAGGAGUACCAAGCUGCAAGAAAGCACCCAGCUGUGUGAUAAUCAGCACAGUAGACCGUGCUUGGCUACUGGCAUUUAACUGCAGGAGCACAGUGGAAUCAUUCCCUAGGACAAAAACUUGCUGCUUAUGGUGACCCCGGGAUUCUUUGGUCGCACCUCCUGGUGUGAUGUGCGAUGAUUAUCCAAGGCUGCAGGGCAGGGAGAGCUGAGUUCUGCUGUGAGUGUGACAUCUCUGCCAGCUGGAUCACCGCUGCGGUCUCUGACGGUGAUGAGUAGAACAAGGGUUAAAGAGGGUUCGUCCAGAUCGAAAUGGUCCCAGUGAACGGAGCAACUUUGUAACGGCAGCUAGUACUUAUCUGUGUAAAACCGGCUGCAAACCCGCCGUGAGCUGCCACCGCCUUGACAGAUGCGCUGUGCUGCCUUCAAGAUCCCGCACAGAUGUUCCUCGUCCACCCGACAGGAAGCUUCGUCGAGCCAAGAUUAGCUUACUGAAGUCACCAACAGCAGUGAUUUUUUCAAAGCUUUCCGGCUAUGCAGUGAAGAUCUGCAGCAAAGAAGCAGCUAUUUUUUUCCUCUCCGUGAAAGGUUAUAAAUGAUUAGCCCUUAUGACCAACAUGAGCUGGAGUUUUCUCACCCGUCUGCUAGAAGAAAUUCACAAUCACUCCACUUUUGUGGGGAAGGUCUGGCUCACCGUGCUGAUCGUCUUCCGUAUCGUCCUGACGGCUGUCGGAGGGGAGUCCAUAUACUCAGAUGAACAGAGCAAAUUCACGUGUAACACCAAGCAACCAGGCUGUGACAAUGUCUGCUACGAUGCCUUCGCACCGCUAUCACAUGUCCGGUUCUGGGUCUUCCAGAUCAUCAUGAUCUCAACCCCUUCCAUCAUGUACCUGGGCUAUGCCAUCCAUAGGAUCGCUAGGUCCUCCGAGGAGGAGAAGAGGCUUAAGGUACUCAAGAAGAAGAAGAAGCAGUUUGCUUUGAACUGGCAGGCCGUCCGUAACUUGGAAGACCCUUUGGAAGCAGACGAAGAGGAGCCCAUGAUCUCCGAUAACACGGUGGAAAAUGAGGAGAAAGCCAAAGCAAACAAAAAGAGCAAGGAGCAGCAGAAGCACGACGGGAGGAGACGCAUUAAGCAAGAAGGGCUGAUGAAGAUUUACGUCUUCCAGCUCAUUGCUAGAGCUUCAUUUGAAGUUUGUUUCCUGGUUGGGCAGUAUUUUCUCUAUGGCUUUGAGGUGGAAGCAUAUUUUGUCUGCAACAGAGCCCCUUGCCCUCACACCGUGGACUGCUUUGUGUCAAGGCCGACAGAGAAGACCAUCUUUCUCCUGGUGAUGUAUGUUGUGAGCUGCCUGUGUCUGUUGCUCAACAUGUGUGAAAUGUUCCACUUGGGGUUUGGGACCAUUCGAGAUGCCAUUCGCAACAGAAAGAUUAAUAGUUUCAGGCAGCCUCCAUACAACUAUUCCUAUUCGAAGAAUAUCUCCUGCCCUCCCGAGUAUAACCUGGUCGUGAAAUCGGAGAAGCCCGCAAAGGUCCCAAAUAGCCUGUUGGCCCAUGAGCAGAACUUGGCUAACGUUGCUCAAGAACAACAGUGCACAAGCCCAGAUGAGAACAUCCCGCCAGAUCUGUCCACCCUUCAUAAACACUUGAGAGUGGCCCAGGAGCAGUUAGACAUCGCAUUCCAGAGCUACAGUGCCACUCAGGCCAACAUGCAGCCUUCCAGAACCAGUAGCCCACCUUCAGGUGGGACGGUGGUAGAACAGAACAGGGUCAAUACUGCCCAUGAGAAACAAGGCGCUAAGCCCAAAGCCAGUUCAGAAAAAGGUAGUUCUAGCAGCAAAGAUGGAAAGAGUUCUGUAUGGAUAUAAUUAGGUGCUUUGACCGUAGCUCACAGACAGGGCAAUGUAAGUAGGAGUGUGGGUUUUUUCCAGCAUUGUCUAGAAUUCAAUUCACAGAGCACAGGCACAAUUUGUAUGUGGGAGUAAAUGUAGCUGACGGAUGAGUUGUUUCAAACGUUACAUUUGAAUAAUGUCUUCUGGUGUGUUAACAAAGACACUCCCUUUCUUGCCUAGUCCAUAUUCUCUCUGGGAACCUCCAUCGAGCUAAACUGUAUGGUCCCCCGCAGACGCCCCGGCACUGCUUAGGGGUGGGAGUAACAGUCUUUCUUCUUAUGUCACUCACUAGCUAUUUGCCCAGGACGACCCACUGCAGGCUCUCUGCGACAGAGACUGGACUGACAAGCGAGCUGGCUGGCGGGAAGGGGACUCUGUUGAUCAUUCAGAAGAAAAGUCUUGACUACCCUGAGCAACUCAUGUCCUGCAUCGUGAGGCUAUAGUACUGUACUUGUGUUGAGAAGGGUUUAAUUACUAAAUGUCCUUCCUCAAAUUAAUUUGAAUUCCUCCGUUAAAGGGGAAAACAGUGACAUGUUGAAUAAACUGCCACGAUCCACCAGCAUGGCUCGUUUCCUGCCUGGAUUCUUACAUGCACUAACAAGCAGUCAUUGGAGAUGAACGCAACAGAGAUUGCAGUCGUGAGUUCUAACCAUGCAUUAAUGGAACAUGAAGACUGUCAGAAGCACAGUAGCCAUAUUUUAAAGAAUGUACGCCACCCUGAGUGAUUAGCGUUGAGGUAAAUGUUGUAUCCUUUUCUUCCCCCAAUCAGUGUUGAACUGCAAAGCAAAUGGGAUCAAAUGCUAUGUAGCAUUUGCAGUCAAUUUGCACUGUAACGAUGCUGCAGUAUAGCAUUCAUCCCAGAGCUGGUGGGAAUUGCAGCAGUUUAGUGUUUUUUAACACUGCUACUGCACAUCUUAAGCAAAAGUGCCUUUAAGCAACCAGGAAAAUGAAAUUCGAAGUUUCUAAUGUCUGUGUUAACUCUUGGUAGAGAUCAGAAGACCAGUGCUGACAAAUUUUGUUAUCAUGUACUUUUGUUUUAAUCAAAAGCUUAUAAAUAGUUGCAGACAAAUAGAUCAAAGCAUAGUGUGUACAGUGUGUGUGUGGAGACAUAUAUUUAAGUAUAUAUACACACACAUCUGAAUAUUAUGUGUGAGAUACAGAUAUAUAUAAUGUAAUAUCAAUCCCACGAUGAUUUUUACAACUUCCCACCCCCACCAAAAAACACCAGCUCAGAAUGGUGGCUGAUUUUUCUCUCUUGGAGGUCAAAUGGCCAGCCCUUGGGCCAGAUCCUCAGCUGGUGUCAGUUGGUUCAGCUUCAUUUAUUUCAUCUGAUCCAACCGGAGACUCUGCCGGGAC